This is a messenger RNA of Poecilia latipinna (sailfin molly), 6867 nucleotides long. RefSeq names its product PDZ domain-containing protein 4-like. Bases 2974 to 5751 code for a protein of 925 amino acids. Gene Ontology annotation, molecular function: protein binding. The transcript is spliced from 8 exons. Lineage: Eukaryota; Metazoa; Chordata; Actinopteri; Cyprinodontiformes; Poeciliidae. The record is from RefSeq and is a predicted model, not a curated record.
UAACGAAAUUCUCAUCUCUCCCUUAUGGACUGGCUUCCUUCUCCAGCCUGGUGGCGUUUGGCAAAAGCCUCUGCAGCAAAAAGCCUUGACUGGGAAAUCACUGGAUGUGGAACUGCACAGCAAAUGAAGGAGACUUUUAACUCAUAAGUAUCUCCCAGGCAGUAAUUCAGACUGGAAUAUCUCCAUGUGUUUUACCCCCGCCUUCAGCAGGUCAUUUUGAUUACUGCAGGGAACCAUUGUUUCACUUCAUCUUCGCUUCGCCACUGCUCUCCCACUCACUCAUUUGCAUUCCCUCUCCUCCACAUUUUUCAAUUUAUCCUGUCACACCUGUUAUUCACUUGUUUUUUCUUUUCUAUUUUCCCCCAUUUUGCUCUUUCUUUGUGUCAGUGCAAAGCCUCAUCUGAAUGCAGAAGCAGUCUCAAGCUCUCCACCUGCAUCUUUACUGCUUGAAGAAGAGCAAUCAUCUUUUUUCCCCCUUUCAAGACAUCUAUGAAAAACACAAGCGGAGUCCGAAUUUCCUAAAUGCCAUGAAACGCGUGGCUGAACCUUGUUUGUUUGGGUCUUGAUGUUGCAGCACAUGCAAACCUUCAUAUUUCAUUCACUUUCAUGCAGCUCUGCUCGUUAUCUCGCUCCGUCCUGCACACACCGAACACACAGACUUUCCAGUGCCUGCUCUCUCCCUCGUCUGCAGACGAGUAGAGACGGAGGAGGCAGGCUAGAGUGAGGAGGGGCGAGAGGCGAGCAAAUGAGGUGUGUGUAAAAAUUAUAGGGGGGACUGGAAGAGAUUGCAGCAGCCCAGCCCUGAAUCAGGAGAAAAAGAGGGUGUGGAGGGGGAAAGAGACAGAAAACGGGAGUUGUUAGGUGCAGGAUCUUGAAGAUUUGGGUUUAGUUGUGGCAGUGCUGCGUGCAGAUCUGCAUCCUCCAUCACCGCUGGGAAACAAGUGCCUUUUGUGCCUCCCCCCCUGCUGCAGAGGGGGGAGUGCGUUUACUGGCGUUCCCGGAGGGAGAAGCCAAGAAGUCUCCUCCAAUCAGCCCUUAGAGCUUCCUCUGAUCUUGAUGGACAUUUAUCACUGACCUGAGACAGGCACUGCUCACCACUCCAACCACCUGGAAUGUUCUCAGCGCUCUCAUUUCGUUCAUUGACUAUAAAAUCACACUUUGACGAGGAUUCGACAAUCAGCCUGACCAGAAAAAAAAGGGGAGGGAUAUCUGGACAUGCUGGAUUGUUUUUCAUGAUGGACUGACUUUUCCACGUGCAUUUUUUUUUUUUCCCCAGCGGAGGACUCUUUUUCUUAAAUGUACGAAGGCAAUAUUUACCCUGUCAUGUCGUGUUUGUCAUCCUGAAGGAGAUGAGAGGCAGAGCAUCAUCCUGACAGUCAUGUAGGGCUGACACAUGUAGACAGAUAUGAAGCAGGAGAAAAUGGAAAAGGGUGACAGUUGGAGCACACUUGCCUGCUGAGCGCGUCUGGCGCCUCGCUCUCCAGAGUUUGGGGUUGUUUUGGCCGAGUUGUCAUGCUUCUAAUUGGACAGAGAUAGCUUUCGUCUCAGUGUGUGGCUGGUGAGAGGAGUCGGAGUUUGGGGGAUUACAGGCUUUACGCAUAAAGGAAACAGGUCCUGUGGAGCCUUGACUGAGGAUUAGCUUGUGCGACCCUGUCGAUGGACCUUUCAGACAAGACGAUCCUCGCUCAAGGAUUAAAGAAAAAGAUGAAGGUUUAACCCAGAAGACGAGAUUCACAGGAAGAAGACAGGAGAGGAACUUGCAUUAAGAUUGAGAUCAGGUCCCUGCAAACUGUGAAAAGUGAGGUCUUUAGGGCAACUAUCAAUAUUGAGGAGCAUGUUUGCAGAAUUUCAAGGGGGAAAAACCCUUUCUUCAAUAUGCCAGCAAAUCGAACUGAUCCAUGAGCUGUUUUUUAUUGAUUUUCUCUCAACAUCUUGAAGUCUUGUCUGAUUACUGCUCAAGAGGUCACUAAUCUAAACAUAAUCCAUCACUAGUUCACCCUGAAGCAGUUUGAGUGCUGAGUGAGCCACAUCCGAGGACUAAUGGAAUAUUUCUGAGACUCACUGUAGGUGCAGUUAAUUUAAAUGCCUUGUAUUGUUUCGAAUAAAUAGUGGUGUGUGUUUGUAAGUAGAACAGCUUGUAGCUCAAAGGAUGGUGUGUCGCAGGUUACCUUAUCUUCAGUGCACAGGAAGGGCUUGCAGCUUCUGGCUAAUGGUGUCAUGGGCACAACCUGACACAAAGCUUUCAAUCCCACUCAUGCCUUCAAGGAGUUUCAGUGCAGUUGCAUUAAGAAAUACCUCUAACCAUACGCUGAUCCUUAAGUAGAUGACCAGAGCAAGACAGAGUGCUGACUCGGCUUUAAGCAAAGACACGUUAUCUCAGCAAACCUGGAGAGCAAAGCAGGAGGGUAGGACAAUGUGGGACUGAGGAGUAAGAGGCAGCCUCCUCAAGUUGUUAGAUGGUCUUAUUGUUUGAACGGGUAGCACUGUGAGAGUGGGGGAGUUCAGCCACAGCGGGCGUCUUCCGGGAGUAACUACUCGAUGCUGCAGCUCUACACCUCUAUGACCCAGAGUAGCUGGCUACAGCAGGAGUUCUGCACCAUCGCGUUUGUCUGGGAGAAGCACUGACACGUCUGAAACUGGUGCCUGAUUGAUUAAUGAAGCACAAACCUGCAGGACAAUUAGAGUGUGAAGAGAGAUCCGCCAAUAAGCACACAAACCUCAAUGGAAAUAAAAUGAUUUCCAACAUUUGAGCACAACAAAAGACAGCGAAUCAGUGACGCAGCCGAUUAAACUGUGCCCUUCCCUGCUGUGGAUGAGUUGUGUGUCACUCUGAAGAGGACUGGUGUUACACACCACAACCCCCUGCGAAUGAGGGUGGGGCUCUCCCACUGCCACAGACAAAGAAUACUGCCUUAAGAACCAAACUUCAGUUGGAGGACCAGCAGGGUCCGUCAUUCCCUGCCAGCCGUCGCCAUGGGGUGCAACAUGUGUGUGGUUCAAAAGCCUGAGGAGCAAUACAGGGUGAUGUUCCAGAGGGGUCAUGUAGGCAACAUGCUGUGCUCUCUUGACGCUGACGGUCGAUUAAAGGUGAAUGCGAAGGAGCUUUCUCGCCUGUCUGGAGAUCCCACCCUGGACAUACGAGACCCCCGGCUGUCCAGCAUCCUGAAGCGGGGCGCUCGGAGACGCGCGGCCCCGGCUGCGGCCGCCGGGGGCCCCGUGGCGGUGACCAUGGGCAUGGCCGACUGCGUGGACAGCUGCACCCAGACGGACAUCAGCUUCCAGCAUAUGUUGACUCUGGGCCGGAGCAGAGAGCAUCCCUGCGGCGCGCCGCCCCCACCCGACCCUCCGCCCUCCCCGCCGCUGCCCCCGCUGCCAGAGCCAUAUCUGUUCAACGAACUCUUCUCGGAGCCUGUGUACUACGACCCCACCGACUACUUCGACAUCAGUCAGCACGAAGUGGACAGAAACGACGAGCUGGAAUACGAGGAGGUGGAGCUGUACAAAUCCCGUCAGCAGGAUAAACUGGGUCUGACGGUGUGCUACAGAACCGAUGAUGAGGAGGACCUUGGGAUCUACGUGGGAGAGGUGAACCCACACAGCAUCGCUGCGAUGGAUGGACGGAUCCGUAAAGGAGACAGAAUACUACAGAUAAACGGAGUGGACAUCCAGAACAGAGAGGAGGCGGUAGCUAUUCUCACCAGAGAGGACAGCACUAAUGUCUCCCUGCUCCUUGCCAGGCCUGAGAUAGAGAAUGAAAACCAGCUGGAUCCAGACGAGCUGGAACUGGAACCUCUGGACAACGAUGUUCAUUUGAGCAGCAGUACCAGAUUGAGGAGCAGCCCCUCCGUCCAAGGUGCAGGACAAAUCAGCGCUGCGAUCGGAGGUGUCCUCUCCAGUCACAAUCACGCUCACUCGUUGAGCAGAGAUUCUCCUGAUUUGCUCCAGACUGUCCUGAGCAACAGCCAGGAGUUGGACAGUGGGGUUGGCCGGACAGACGAAAGCACACGCUAUGAGGAGUCGUCAGAACAUGACCUACUAGGGGACGACCACACCAGUGCCUCCAACACAAACACAACCAACACACCUGGAAGCAUGCGAAAGUUCUUGUCGGGCAGAGGGGACACCCCACCGUUACUGCACUCCCAAGACCUCCAGUUCAGUGCCGACUCUCUGCUAGGACUGGACUGCUUCAAUGGAGGAGGAGGCCUGGAGCUGGUGGAACGUUUAGAGAGGAGCUACAUGGCCGAUUCGAUGAGGAUGAUGAUGCCUGGGCUGACUGAAGAAGAGUGCGAGCGAUACAAAGAGCUGCUGGAGAUCAAGUGCUUCUACGAGAAGAACAGCAAUGUUCAGGGGGUGGAACAAGAGGAAGGGGAUGUCCCACUGGACGAGAAUAGGAACGAGAGUCUGACGCAGCAUGAGAUGGCCCUUAUAGAAGAGGAACUGCGCCAUCUGGAGUUUAAGUGUCGCAAUAUCUUGAGAGCACAGAAGAUGCAGCAGCUGAGGGAGCGUUGCAUGAAGGUUUGGCCUCAUGAGGAUAAAAAUGGAGCAAGCACAGGCACUGGGUUAGGAACUGGGCGCUUGGAGACAAACGGAUCUUUGGUGAGUGAGGAGUCUUGUCACCAGGCUCUAUCAGACAUUAACGAGCUUCCUGAGAGAGAGCGCUCUGAUAAAGACAGCACGAGUGCCUACAAUACUGGAGGAGAAAGUUGUAGGAGCACGCCUCUGGUAAGUGAACAGUACCCAUCUCUGUCCACUCAGAGUCUGGAGGGACGACAGUCUUCUCUCCCACCCUCCACCAGGCAAAAAGAGAGAUGGGACGGGAUCCAAGCAAACUUAAACCAACCAUACUCUCCUCAAACUCACAGGAGAGGAAGUGAGGCAAAGACAUCCAGCCCGGGGGUAAAGGUUAGGUCACUGUCCCGGGACGUAGCAAGUAGGAGGGGCUCGGAUGAGGGAAUGAGACGCAACCCUAGAACCAAUGGGACAGCUGAGAGAGCUGGUGGACGCAGUGCAGAAAACAGCCCAUAUCUGUCCCGCCGUCAGACGGACGUAAAGCCCCCGCAGCGCUACCUGAGCUGCAUGCAGCUGAGGACACCCUCGACCUCCGAGCAUCUGGGUGGACUCAGGAAUCCCCCCAAAGAGGGCACUAUAGAGUUAGGAGAUGAUGCGAGUCCAAUGAGUUUGGGCAGCACAUGUAAAGAUGUUCCCCAGAUUCCAGAUGGCAUACCCUCAGCAUUGUCCCCUUCACUGCUGCCCGCUUCCCCCAGAAUGGAGUGGAAGGUGAAGAUCCGCAGCGACGGCUCACGCUAUGUGGCCAAACGACCCGUGAGGGAUCGCCUUCUGAAGGCGCGAGCCAUGAAGAUCAGAGAGGAGCGCAGCGGAAUGACGACGGACGAUGACGCUGUGAGCGAAAUGAAGAUGGGUCGCUACUGGAGCAAAGAGGAGCGAAAGCAGCAGCUGCUGAAAGCCCGAGAGCAGCGGCGGCGCAGGGAGUUCAUGAUGCAGAGCCGUCUCGACUGCCUCAGGGAGCGUGACAGGGAGCAGGCCGGCAGUGCGGCAGGUCAACAGGGGGCGCCUCAGCAGCAGGAACCAGCAUCCAUACUGGAACUCUGCCACCGGAGGAGCAUGAAGAAACGCAGUAGGAGAAUCCUGGACAACUGGAUCACUAUACAAGAGCUGCUGGCGCAUGGGAGCAGAUCUGCAGACGGGAAGAAAGUCUACAACCCCCUGCUGUCUGUUACCACAGUCUGAGCCGUUGUACACACGUAGCCGAGUCUUUAUAAAGAGAAAUAUCUCCGCCAAAUAAUUUUUUUAAAUAUUGCAUAUUCAGGAUCGGUUUAAGAAAAGUGUUCAUCCACAUGAACUCACUGAAUUACUCCACUGAGCAUUGUAAUAAACAUGCCAAACCCAUAGGGGCAGUGUACUGCAAAGCUAAAACCAAUAUCAGCCAAUCACAAUCCUUCUCAAAGAACCACAGCUUCCUGUUGGGAAUUAAAUAUGGUGCCAGGAGGUUCAUUUAUGUGGACAGACAGAGAGAUGGAACUACUUUUAAAUACGGUGUUAGAAAAUAAAGUUUAUAAAAUACAAUACGAUGUCGUUUGUGAUUCGCGUCAAAGCAACUAACGGCAACGAAUGGCAUGACUGGAUAGAUGCUGUACGGCAGCUGAUCUUUGGUCUCUGUCAUUUUUCUACGACGGAGUAUUAUAGCCAUACUGAGAAAAAGUAAAAAAAAAGAAAAGAAAGAAAAUUACGAGAAAAGAAAUAACAUUAUGACAAUAAACUUGUACAAGAAUAAAGUCAUAAUGUUACAAGACAAGUCAAAGUCAUAAUAUUGUGUCUUUAUUCUCAUAAUAUGACUUUAUUGCUGUACUUAUUCUUGUGAUUUUAAAGUUGUGAUGUUUUUUUUUUUUCUUAGUGUGGCCCUAAUUCUCCGUCGUAUUUCUCCUCCAUUGAUGGCCAAACAAUGGUCACAUGUGACAUUAGCACAACAUUAUUUGUCACAGAUUGUAAUGCAUGUACCUCUAAAUCUCCGGUUUCCAAUUCUCAAAUCUCCACUUGGAUCUGAAUUUUUUUUUUAUUAAUAAUCGUUUUUGAUUAUAUCAAACAGAGUUUACGUGGGAAUGAAAGGCCAAAUCACAUAAAAAUCUAUUCAGUUUCCCAGACAUCCGGCUACGUGUGGACUAGGCUUGAUACUAGAUGGGCAAUGAAAAGAGAGUGUUAGAGAGAGAUAACAAUUUGGCACACUACAGGCCCAAGUAAUAAAAACAAAACUUCUUCUAAAAGCGCAAGAAAAUAUACAUAUACACUGUGAACAUAAAGAUCAAUUUUAAGUAUCCUGCAGCAAUUCCAGUCCUAUAGACAAAGGGG